This is a messenger RNA of Oryza sativa Japonica Group (Japanese rice), 1607 nucleotides long. Its product is annotated as probable sugar phosphate/phosphate translocator At1g48230. The record is from RefSeq and is a predicted model, not a curated record. Gene Ontology annotation, cellular component: Golgi apparatus; trans-Golgi network; endosome. Lineage: Eukaryota; Viridiplantae; Streptophyta; Magnoliopsida; Poales; Poaceae. Gene Ontology annotation, molecular function: antiporter activity.
AAGCCGCCUGGCCCCGGGAGUGAACCGAACCCCAGGAGGAACGCGAGGUGAACCGGGCGCCGGAGGCGGGGGCGAUGAUGAUCAGCAGGCAGCUCGUGCUGACCUACCUCUACCUGCUAAUCUACGUCUGCCUCUCGUCGGGAGUCAUCCUGUUCAACAAGUGGGUACUUUCUCCAAAGUACUUCAAAUUUCCCUUUCCUAUUACCCUUACAAUGAUUCACAUGGCGUUUUCUGGAGUCGUAACGUUCUUCCUUGUCCGUGUGUUUAAGGUCGUUGCACCAGUCAAGAUGACAUUCCAAAUAUAUGCCACAUGUGUGAUUCCAAUUAGUGCCUUCUUCGCGUCAAGUCUUUGGUUUGGAAACACAGCAUACUUGUAUAUUUCAGUCGCCUUCAUUCAGAUGCUCAAGGCCUUGAUGCCUGUGGCAACAUUUAUAAUGGCUGUUCUAUGUGGUACUGACAAAUUAAGAUGGGAUCUUUUCUUGAACAUGGUCUUGGUCAGUGUUGGUGUCGUAGUUUCAUCAUAUGGCGAGAUUCAUUUUAAUAUCAUAGGAACAUUAUACCAAGUAACAGGCAUUUUUGCGGAAGCCCUCAGGCUGGUUCUGACACAGGUCCUCCUUCAAAAGAAGGGGUUAACUCUAAACCCUAUCACAAGCCUAUAUUAUAUAGCCCCUUGCAGUUUCAUCUUCCUGUUUGUUCCUUGGUUUUUACUUGAAAAGCCAGAAAUGGAUGUUUCUCAAAUUCAGUUCAACUACUGGAUAUUUUUCUUUAAUGCAGUUGCUGCAUUUGCAUUGAACAUAUCCAUCUUUCUAGUUAUUGGAAGAACAGGAGCAGUCACCAUCCGAGUCGCAGGAGUUCUGAAGGACUGGAUACUCAUUGCCCUCUCAACCAUUAUCUUUCCUGAAUCUAUUAUUACAAGCCUCAAUAUAAUUGGAUAUGCUGUUGCUCUCUCUGGCGUUGUCAUGUACAAUUAUUUGAAGAUGAAAGAUGUCAGAGCGAACCAACUUCCAGCUGAUAUCGCUCCUGACAGAGCUACGAAGGAUAAGAAGAUUUCAAACAUAUACAAGCCUGACAAUUUCAUGGAUUCUAAUGAUGAAACCACUGUUGGAAGUCUGGCGUCAGAAGGUGCAGGGGUUGAUGAAGAAGCCCCUUUGAUUCCUUCUUCACGCCUCUCCUAUGUUACCCGGACACAAACUGGCAGCUUCAAUAGCAGAUGACCAUCAUUUUCUGAAGUUUUGAGUUAGUUGAGGGAGCAAACUUUGCCCCAGAUUAACCAGCUUUCCUCCUGGGGAGUCUGAAAGAGGUAUUAGGAUGAUAAACUAUAGCCAUAUUAGAAGCUCUGGUGAAUAGUCCUGCAUUCACCUUGGUAUAUUUUGCUAGUUGGAACUGAAUGUGUAUUGGCCAGACACCUGGAGAUGAAGUAGAGAAAAGUGCAGGGAUAGGGUCAAAUGUUUGACCAGUACUUGGGAUCAAUUUGGUAGUUGCGUUAGAUAUAUAUUGCUUAUUAACCCAGCAUAUUGAAAAUGUUUAGCAGACCAUAGACGAUGUAAAGCAUUUUAUAGAUGCUAAUUUGUAUUGCAGUUUUGUUUCCGUUUCUGGAUAUUUUGUUC